GUGAAUGAGAUCCUUAUCACCCUCGAUCUAAUGGAGUGCACGCACACUCGCACCUUGUACCUUUCUGGGGGACAGAGGAAGCGUCUUGCAGUUGCAAUGGAGUACAUAAGGAACCCCCCAGUUAUGUUUUUGGAUGAGCCAACGAGUGGUCUUGAUAGUAAUUGUUGUUUCCAAGUGGUUUCCCUCUUGAAGUCUUUGGCGCAAGGUGGCCGCACGAUCAUCUGUACCAUUCACCAACCCAGCGCCAAACUCUUUGAGAUGUUUGACAAGGUAUACAUCCUAUGUCAAGGCCAGUGUAUCUACAAUGGCACUGCAUACCUACCUCCCCACAUUCCUCGUGAGCUUGGUCUGCACUGCCCUGCACACCACAACCCGGCUGACUUCAUUAUUAAAGUGGCAUCAGGAAUAUAUGGUGAUAUGACCCCUACCCUUGUCAAUGCUGUGAAGAAUGGCAUGAGCACCACAGAGCAGCAGAAAAGCAUUAGCAGCAGAAAAGACAUCCCCACACACUGUGAAGUGAUGCUAAUUGUCUUUCUGGUUGUGUCACAGCAGGACUUGGACCCCAUGGGGAAUAAUAUGUAUGUUGCCAGCACCCUCACCCAGUUCUGUAUCCUAUUCAAGAGGUCCUUCAUCUCUGACUACAGAGACCAGAUGCUGACUCUUGUGAGGUUUGUGUUUCACAUUGUGAUUGGCCUCCUGUUUGGAUUGGUGUACCUAAACAUUGGAAAUAAUGCACAGAAGGUCUCUUAUAAUCUGGGCUUCAUCUUCCCCUCUGUGCUUUCCAUCGUGUUUACUGCACAAGCCCCUACAGUCCUCACAUUUCCUCUUGAGAUGUCUGUUUUCAUGAGAGAGCACCUUAACUACUGGUACAGCCUCAAGGCCUACUACUUAGCCAAGACCAUGGCAGACAUUCCCUUCCAGAUCAUCUGCCCAAUCAUCUACUGCAGCAUCGUCUACUGGAUGACCUGCCAGCCCCCCGAGGCCUCACGCUUCUUGCUCUUCACUAUUAUGUUAACCCUCACAGCACUCAUGGCCCAGUCACUGGGUCAGCUCAUUGGAGCCAUGUGCAAGUCUGUGCUGGUAUGUGCCUUUUCAUCUCCUAGCAUAGCCAUUGAAGCGUCCAUCUUCAGCGGCUUCUUUGUCUCUUAUAACACAAUCCCUGUAUACCUGCGGUGGGCUACGUAUGUGUCCUACAUGAGGUACAGCUUUGAAGGAGCCAUAGUGUCCGUCUAUGGGAGGCGGCCUAACUUGGAUUGUGCUAUGGACCCCUGCCUACGAGAGAAGCCUGAGACAAUUCUGAAAGGGCUGGACAUGGAAGAUGCUGAAUUGUACCUAGACAUCAUUGCAUUAGUCCUCAUCUUCCUCUUCUUGCGGCUGGCAACGUUUUUUGCGCUGCGUCACAGGCUCAAAUCACAAAGGUAGAGUAAGAACAAAAAA
This is a messenger RNA of Polypterus senegalus (gray bichir), 1437 nucleotides long. RefSeq names its product ATP-binding cassette sub-family G member 4-like. The record is from RefSeq and is a predicted model, not a curated record. Lineage: Eukaryota; Metazoa; Chordata; Cladistia; Polypteriformes; Polypteridae. Gene Ontology annotation, cellular component: plasma membrane. Gene Ontology annotation, molecular function: ATP hydrolysis activity; ATP binding; ABC-type transporter activity.